GCUGACUACCGCGGGAACAGGUGGUUUCUAUCUUCCAUGGGAUUAUGUGCAGGGAUAGAAACACUCAACAAUCAUGACGUAUUUUUACGUAAUACUAUUUUGGAGUAGUAUUCUUAUGACAUCUACGCUUUCUGUUGAACUGCAACACGGCCUUGUAGAACAUGCACAGGAGAAUGUAAAUUCAGAAAUCAGAGGGCGUCGUGGUGUAAUAGAAGAAGAAAAGUACUACAAUAUCCAGUCUGACAGCUCUAACAACAACAACGGCAACAGUCAGCCAGGCAAUUCAAACCAACCAACUCCUUGGGUACCUCAUACAUUUCUAUCAGAAGACCCUACAACGAGGGUAUCUCUUACAAAUGAAGAUGUUAAAGAGGUUUUACCUCUGUAUCAAACUACAGAAAAGGUUACUGAUAAACCAAUUGGCAGAGGAGCAAGGGCGUCCAAUGAAAAUUGGAUCAAACUGCCUUAUCCUGCUCGUGAUGAUUCUCAGGAUGACAUUCUGACACCUCCACAACCGAACGGUGACUUAAUCAAUUCUAGAAUGCCUAGAAUUAACUUCGUAACGCAAAACAAAGCCCUUGAAACCUCAGAGUCAAGAAAUGAUAAGGAAUCUAUUCAGCGGCCAUCAAGAAACAAUGAUAUUAGGACAGAAUUUGUGAGACCCGAUGAAGAUGGCAGAGCUAAGUUGUACAAACCAGUUUAUCCUCGGCAAGCAGUGUAUUAUCCUGAAGAAUCGAGGAGGUACUUCGAUGAUCGGGCGUACCCAGUAGAUGAUCUAUACAGGCGUGACCCUUACUAUGAUAUUUAUGAUCGAAGAAGAUUGAAUCCUGGCUAUGGACCAAGACCCAGAAUAGACAGAUACGACGAGCCCUAUGAUAAUUAUGUCUCUAGAAAACCGAAAAGGAUUAUUUACUAUGCUCAUUUGCCUGAGGUUGUACGUACACCGCCAAGUGUCGACUUAAGAUACAGAUACACAGCUGAUCCUUAUAGGCGUUUAGAUGAUGAUUAUUAUGCAAGGACAGGUAGGUACGAUUACAGGUUCAGGAAUAGAAAUCCUUACUCAUACGCGCCACUGAGAAAGGAAGAUAGGAAUUAUAGAGACUUGGCUGGAGCUGGUACAGUCGUCAAAGACAAGAAAAUUGAAGAUAAGGUGACACCAACACCGAUUUUGCCAAAAAAGGAAGAUUUGUAUAAAAAUAACGGGAAUGUUGCACCGAAUAGAAAUGCUAAUAGGAAUUUGAUUAAUAGCCAUCAAUAUCAUGACGAUGUGAGUGUGAACUACAAUGAGCCGUUAACACAUAAAGCUUUUCAGGAUGUAGUGAGGCCAGACGAAGGUUAUUUAAGAUACGAAGAGCCUUUGUUUCAAGGGACUGUAGAGGAUCCUUACCAGAGAAAAUAUUAAACGGGCGCAGUAAAUAUACUAUGUAAUACAAGACAUUUUUGGUCCAUUUUUCAUUAAACUUAAAAUUGAAAAAUAGACAAGAGAUGGCUUUUUGUGUAAGAGUAUAUGUUUUAAUAAUAGGUA
Molecule: messenger RNA, 1525 nt
Organism: Hyposmocoma kahamanoa
Lineage: Eukaryota; Metazoa; Arthropoda; Insecta; Lepidoptera; Cosmopterigidae
Exons: 3
Coding region: 74-1402 (442 amino acids)
Source: RefSeq, a predicted model, not a curated record